Messenger RNA from Vespa crabro (European hornet), 4199 nucleotides. RefSeq names its product inner nuclear membrane protein Man1 (gene MAN1). Bases 564 to 3026 code for a protein of 820 amino acids. Gene Ontology annotation, molecular function: chromatin DNA binding. Gene Ontology annotation, biological process: negative regulation of BMP signaling pathway; nuclear envelope organization. Gene Ontology annotation, cellular component: nuclear inner membrane. NCBI's taxonomy places the organism in Eukaryota, Metazoa, Arthropoda, Insecta, Hymenoptera, Vespidae. The transcript is spliced from 11 exons. The record is from RefSeq and is a predicted model, not a curated record.
UCUAAUAUCUUGUCGAAUAAAUUAUUCGUUCUCCGUGCUCGUCUACUCGAAUUAUCUUCUUAAAGUGGCGUUGGACGUCUAAACUCGGCACGAAACACAGAGAUGAACAGAGAUAGGAAUCAAGAAUGACGAAUGUUCGUUAAAAGCGCACUCUAGCGUCGUACAAACGAAACUACGUAAUGGAAUAAAAGCUAUCUAUACUUUCGAACAAACUGACCAAUAAGAUACGAACUCAAAGAAUCCGUAUGGAACGCCGUAUCGGUUAAUGCGUACAAAACUAUGGCCGUUAGAAAAUUGCGCCAUGUUUUAGUUCACGAGUGGAUUGUUUUCUGAAAGUGGUAUAUGAGAGAAAUCUUUCCUGAAUAGCCUAGUUUUAUGAGAUUGCCAAAAAAAAAGUUAAAAGAAGUUGCACGUGUGCAUGAUACAUAGGUCAAAGGAAAAUAGUGAAAUAAAGAGAAAUUAUUGACAGUCUCGAAUUAAUCUCUUCGUCUUUUUAAUUCAUCGUGCGUAAAUUUUAUGCGCCAGUUUAAUACGUGCGGAUCGAACUGUUUAAAUAUUUCAGUAUGGUUUUGGUAAACAAAAUGUCGGUAGAUAGUCUCAGUGAUGCAGAAUUACGUAGUAAGCUUAUGGAAUAUGGAUACCCGGUAGGUCCUGUAACACAGACAACCAGAAAAAUACUUGUUAAAAAAUUAAAGAAUCUUAUAGAAACCCGAGGUCUUGCUGCAACGCGUCAUUCAUUAGCUGCCAGAUAUAGCAGCGACGAAACCGACGAGGAUACGGCCUCGACUGUGGUUAAAAGAAAGAAAUCAGGUUCGAGUACGCGUCGUCAGACUUUGGCCAAUCCUAUGCCACCGCCAUCUUCCGCAGUACCUGUAUCUUCCGAAUCUAAAAGUUUGAUCAAAGAUCCUAAUGUAGAAAUAGUUGAUAAUAUUAUACCUGAGUCGGUUGCUGGUCCAACGUUUACCAAUCGUACUAUUACAAAUAUACAAAAGAAACAUACAAAAAUUUAUAACUCGGCUAAUCUAUCGGAUGGCUUAGAAACUGGUUCAGAUUCAGAUGUUAGAGAAGAUACUAGGUCGACGUACUCGCAGUCUAGAUAUUUGACUAAUGUUGAAAAACUGUACGUUUCUAAACCGCAUACCGAACACAUGAUUGGCGAUGAUCAAUCUACAAAAUCAUAUGAAUCAAUGUCAAGACCGGUACAUACUCUUAAAGAUAAUAAAUAUGUUGAGCCUGCUUUUAAAAGUUAUACUACAUUUAUGCCAUCAACUAAAGAAGAUGCAACUGGAAGAGAUACAAGAGAUUUGCUUUCUAAUUAUGAGACUCCAUUUUUAUCAGAAUUUACAAGAAGGCUCAGUUCAAGAACAUCAUUGGAUCCUUCUACGUCGUCUUUAUCUACGAUAAGCAGUCCUACGAUAAGACACACAUCGUCCGUUAUACCAGAAACUAGAGAGAAGGAUUCUAAUGGUCAUUUCUCCUCAUUAAGAUCUUUGUACACUACUUCAACUUCGAGACCCGUUGUUACAACUACUGAUAGAUCUCGCAAUACUAUUGGUAAAACAUUCAAGUCUACCUCUAAUAAGGAAGAAUCACGGAACAAUCAAAAUAUGGUUUCGGUGAUACUGGUGGUAGUACUUGCUUCAUUUUUUGGAAUUCUGGCAAUAAUAUACUUGGGGCUUGGUGGUAAAGGUGAAACCUUCCCAUCAUUGUCAAUGGAUAGUGAUAUACCGCUCUGUUUUAUGGGAACACCUGAUCUCAAAGCACCUGGAGUUAAUUGUGUAAUGAAAGAAAAUGUAGAAUCUGUAUUACAAUUGUUAAAACGACUCCAACCAAUUUUAUUGAAGAAGGCAAUAUCGGUGCUGUGCGACAAUUCGAGCGAUAUACCAUAUCUAACAGACACUGAAAUUAUGGAUAUGUUUGCAAACAAUAAAGUGACACCUCUAGAAGUGAAAGAAGAUUUACAAAAUGCACAACUUCUUAUUAUUAGGAAUCCUCAAUGGGGUAUUUCACUCAUUGACGUAAGCGAUGGCGAUAAGGCAUCCGGAGAAGUAUUGAAUUCGUUGGAUAGUAUAUUCCCAGCACGUAUGAAUGGAAAAAUAGGGAUGGUCAUACUGAAUCCAGAACUGCCAUUGCAGUGUCAUAUAAAGAAUAAGUUAUUCACCAUUUUUUCAACUCUCCUGAUAAUCUCCCUUGGCCUUUUAGCAGUUAUUGGGACGCAGAAACUAUUCGUUUGGUAUAAAAGAUACCAAAAAUCCGUGGAAAGAGAAGUAUUUAAGCUAGUUAGCGAAAUCAUUAAUGUGGUUGAACAGCAUCAUCAAAAUGCAGGACUGUCACCUUCUGGUUCAACGCAAGAUAUUUUUCUUGCGAUAAAUCAUGUCCGGGAUAAUCUAAUUUUACCAAAAGAUCGUAAAAGGAUGGCUGGAUUAUGGGAGAAAGCUGUUAGAUUCUUGGACGAGAACGAAUCUAGAAUUCGAAGAGAAGUGCAACAAGUUGCCGGAGAAGAAUUUCACGUGUGGCGUUGGUUACCUAAUAAUACUCUAAACAAGUCUAACGCGCAAAGUCCUUCAUUGAAUAAAAAGUCAAAAGUUUGGCAGGGACAAGCAUUUGAAACUAUGGAAGGAUCGGUUAAUAGUUUAACAUGUUCACCGACACCCUGCUUAAAGAUAAGACAUAUGUUCGAUCCAGAUGCCGAGAAUGACGACAAUUGGGAGAUCAAAAUACAAGAUGCCAUUUUAGAAAAGUGUGGAGAGGGAGUGAAAAUACUUCAUAUUCGAGUGGAUCGUGGGAGCCGAGAAGGUUGUGUUUACAUGAAGUGUAUAUCGCAAGAAGAUGCUGGAAAAGCUUACAGAGCAUUACAUGGCUGGUGGUUUGACGGUCAUUUAGUUACGGUCAAAUAUUUACGACUCGAACGAUAUUAUGAAAGAUUUCCAGAUGCGGUGCAUUGCACGACACCUUUAAAGCCAAGUAACAAUAAACGGUUGUCUAUGCAGGCACAUUAUUGGCAAAGUCCAUUAGAAUCUAAUUAAUAAACACUGUGUAAUUGCUCAUCAUAUCCUAAAAAGAAAAAAAAAAGAAGAAAAAAAAAAGAAUUGAAUUUAUUUUAUAUAGUCAUUUGUAUCUGAGAUCUAUUGAUAUAUUUUUUAUGUUUCGCUAUAAUCUCAUAACAAUACGAUGCGAAAUGAUUUAAAUUCGUGUGAGUCAAUUGUUUCUUUUUUUUUUUAUUUUUUUUUUAUUGUCUUUUUUUUGUUUUUUUUUCUUUUUUUUUUUUUUUUUGUUUUUUUAAAACAUUUUAAUCAUCAUCUUAAAGUAAUUUGUAAAUCUUUUUCAUCGGACAUUAUUAUUUAAAAGAAAAGAAAAGAAAAAAAAAAAGCAAAUAACAUUUCUCAUCCAUCAAAAGAAAAAUCUUUAUGUGUCAUUGUAAAAAUGUAAUGUAAAAACUAAAUUUUAUAGAACCUUAGAGUAGUAAUAUAGGUGGGUACCAGAUUAUCAAAGAAUAAUAUAUCCUUUAGAUCUCUAUUUCUCCUAUACUACUUCUAAUAUUGAUUAAUUCCUUCCUAAAUACAAUUUUAUGUUACGUUUUAUCUUAUGGACGAUAAAAUCCACGAUUCAAAUCUACCUUUCUUUUUUUGUUCUUUUAUUAUUAUUAUUAUUAUUAUUAUUAAUAUUAUUAUUAUUAUUAUUAUUAUUUAAUGACCGUUAAGCGAAAAGUUAUUUAUUUUAUAUGUUCUUAAUUUCGUCGCACUUUAAUUGCCGUUUGAUAUCUGGACCUGAUUAAUAGCUAAUAACAUAAGGACGUUAUUAAUCUGUUGACCAUGAAUAAUGAGUUUUAAUUUUUCUCGAAGAAUAAAAAAAUAAAUAAGUAUAUCGCUUUAUAAAUUUAAAAAAAAAAAAAAAAAAAAAGAAAAGAAAAGAAAAACAAAAAAGUUAUAUUUAUCAUCCGUAGAAUUUGCUUUUUAUAAACAAAUAUUUGUCACAGAUUCGCCAACACAGAUCCGACUAUUUUCCCGGUUAACAGAUUAAUAUUUCACUUGAAGCCUACAAGGUGGGUGCUUAAGUAUUGAAAGUGUCCUUAAAAGCACCCUGUAAUAGGAUCACUAUGAUUAAGUUAUGAAUAAGGACAGAAGUCAAUGAGAAGUCUGUCUUAUGUAAUGUAUUUGUACUAACUUUUUAUUUUACGUUUAAUAAAAGUAAAAAUCGGA